UAAUUCUGCUCUUUCUCUGGGAGGCAAGAAGAAAGGUGAGUUUUGCAUAUGUGUGAUGGAAUGGAAUAAUCUCAGUUAAGCAGACCACACUUUACGUCCUGGUUAGCCUCUUGUUUGUUAAAAAUUUGAAUUGUAACCAGGUUCCUUUGCUGAGAAGGAAGGCGCUAGGGCCCUGGAGUGAGAUGAUGGCUGCGUUAUGUGACCACAGAAGGUGGUUACGUACUAAUUUCCUCUAGGGCUUGUGAUGAAGUCAGUAAACCACAGCCUUCAGCAUGCUCUGCUCAGGCAGCAGCAGUGGCUUUUUGGAGGUGUCUCGGCCAUGACACACAUUUGACAUGCCCUCCCUCAACCUACUUAUAGACUAUUUUUCUUGCUCUGCAGCAUGGACCAAAGAGAAAUUCUGCAGAAGUUCCUGGAUGAGGCCCAAAGCAAGAAAAUUACUAAAGAGGAGUUUGCCAAUGAAUUUCUGAAGCUGAAAAGGCAAUCUACCAAGUACAAGGCAGACAAAACCUAUCCUACAACUGUGGCUGAGAAGCCCAAGAAUAUCAAGAAAAACAGAUAUAAGGAUAUUUUGCCCUAUGAUUAUAGCCGGGUAGAACUAUCCCUGAUAACCUCUGAUGAGGAUUCCAGCUACAUCAAUGCCAACUUCAUUAAGGGAGUUUAUGGACCCAAGGCUUAUAUUGCCACCCAGGGUCCUUUAUCUACAACCCUCCUGGACUUCUGGAGGAUGAUUUGGGAAUAUAGUGUCCUUAUCAUUGUUAUGGCAUGCAUGGAGUAUGAAAUGGGAAAGAAAAAGUGUGAGCGCUACUGGGCUGAGCCAGGAGAGAUGCAGCUGGAAUUUGGCCCUUUCUCUGUAUCCUGUGAAGCUGAAAAAAGGAAAUCUGAUUAUAUAAUCAGGACUCUAAAAGUUAAGUUCAAUAGUGAAACUCGAACUAUCUACCAGUUUCAUUACAAGAAUUGGCCAGACCAUGAUGUACCUUCAUCUAUAGACCCUAUUCUUGAGCUCAUCUGGGAUGUACGUUGUUACCAAGAGGAUGACAGUGUUCCCAUAUGCAUUCACUGCAGGUAUACAUGCAUACAUGCUACUGUGAUCUUUCAUUUCAGUGCUGGCUGUGGAAGGACUGGUGUUAUUUGUGCUAUUGAUUAUACAUGGAUGUUGCUAAAAGAUGGGAUAAUUCCUGAGAACUUCAGUGUUUUCAGUUUGAUCCAGGAAAUGCGGACACAGAGGCCUUCAUUAGUUCAAACGCAGGAACAAUAUGAACUGGUCUACAAUGCUGUAUUAGAACUAUUUAAGAGACAGAUGGAUGUUAUCAGAGAUAAACAUUCUGGAACAGAGAGUCAAGCAAAGCAUUGUAUUCCUGAGAAAAAUCACACUCUCCAAGCAGACUCUUAUUCUCCUAAUUUACCAAAAAGUACCACAAAAGCAGCAAAAAUGAUGAACCAACAAAGGACAAAAAUGGAAAUCAAAGAAUCUUCCUCCUUUGACUUUAGGACUUCUGAAAUAAGUGCAAAAGAAGAGCUAGUUUUGCACCCUGCUAAAUCAAGCACUUCUUUUGACUUUCUGGAGCUAAAUUACAGUUUUGACAAAAAUGCUGACACAACCAUGAAAUGGCAGACAAAGGCAUUUCCAAUAGUUGGGGAGCCUCUUCAGAAGCAUCAAAGUUUGGAUUUGGGCUCUCUUUUGUUUGAGGGAUGUUCUAAUUCUAAACCUGUAAAUGCAGCAGGAAGAUAUUUUAAUUCAAAGGUGCCAAUAACACGGACCAAAUCAACUCCUUUUGAAUUGAUACAGCAGAGAGAAACCAAGGAGGUGGACAGCAAGGAAAACUUUUCUUAUUUGGAAUCUCAACCACAUGAUUCUUGUUUUGUAGAGAUGCAGGCUCAAAAAGUAAUGCAUGUUUCUUCAGCAGAACUGAAUUAUUCACUGCCGUAUGACUCUAAACACCAAAUACGUAAUGCCUCUAAUGUAAAGCACCAUGACUCUAGUGCUCUUGGUGUAUAUUCUUACAUACCUUUAGUGGAAAAUCCUUAUUUUUCAUCAUGGCCUCCAAGUGGUACCAGUUCUAAGAUGUCUCUUGAUUUACCUGAGAAGCAAGAUGGAACUGUUUUUCCUUCUUCUCUGUUGCCAACAUCCUCUACAUCCCUCUUCUCUUAUUACAAUUCACAUGAUUCUUUAUCACUGAAUUCUCCAACCAAUAUUUCCUCACUAUUGAACCAGGAGUCAGCUGUACUAGCAACUGCUCCAAGGAUAGAUGAUGAAAUCCCCCCUCCACUUCCUGUACGGACACCUGAAUCAUUUAUUGUGGUUGAGGAAGCUGGAGAAUUCUCACCAAAUGUUCCCAAAUCCUUAUCCUCAGCUGUGAAGGUAAAAAUUGGAACAUCACUGGAAUGGGGUGGAACAUCUGAACCAAAGAAAUUUGAUGACUCUGUGAGACUUAGACCAAGCAAGAGUGUAAAACUCCGAAGUCCUAAAUCAGGAGUCUGGGAAAACAGGAUGGCAUUACUGGAGUGGUUAGGAAAGGUUUCGCUGAGUGGAAGAAAGAACUUUAAAUAAUUUGUAUAGACAGAGAGAAAAAAGGAGGGAAUUCCAGCAGCAGAGAUCAGCCUACCAAUGACUCAAAGGUAGAAAUGAGCAUGAUGUGUAUGGAGAAAUGGUGAGUAGGCUAUUUUUUUUGCAAUAGAUAUUCUAGUUUGUGAAAUACAGAAAAUAAAUUUGGUUAAAUAAGAUGUGGGGCAAGAUUCUGAAGGACUUAAAAAAGCUAGUCACAUGAAAUAUCCAGAAUAGACAGAUCCAUAAAGAUAGAAGCAGAUUAGUGAUUGCCAGGGGCUGGGGGAAAGAGGAAAAUAAGGAGUGAUGACUUAAUGGGUGCAGAGUUUCCUUCUAGGGUGAUAAAAAGUAUUCUGGAACUAAAUAGUGGUGAUGGUUGUACAAUACUGUGAAUGUGCUAAAUGUCACUAAUGGCAAAUCUUAUGUGUAUUUUACUACCCAAAGUUAGGCAGAGGAAUUUACACCCAAAGUUAGGCAGAGGAAUUUAGAUUUAAUGUAGUAAGUAACAGGCAUUAUGGGUUCUUUGUUAGGGGAGUAUUAAGAUGAAAUGGAAUUUUAGGGAAAUAAUUACUAGAAUACUGUUAACGAACAACUUUAGUUUUCAGAAUAUUCCCUAACAGCAAACUGGAAGAUGAUGAACUACUUCAGAGUAGUUAUUAAGUAUUUAUUAAAUGCCUACUGUAUGCCAGUUAUUUUAUUAGGUGCUAGAAAUAAGUACUACACUUGUGUGUAUUACCUAGCAUGUAAGAAAUAAGACAAUUUAUUGAUAAGACAAAUUCUAAGGACUAAACAAACCCAAUGACCAAUGACAUGUGAACCUCUUGUACUUUACUGCAUUUUCAUUUUCAAAAGGAAUUAAUAUAAUAGUAAUACUCAGCACCAUAUAAUUAAAUGCUUAUGUCAGUAGAAUACCAUCUGUAUCUUCAGAAAUUUACAUCAUGGGAAAAUAUGUCCAUUACUGAAAAUCUUCAUCAUGGAAAAUUUCAAACACACAUUUAAAACCUACCUUAUCACACCAAUAAAAUUAAUAAUAAUUCCUUAAUAGUAACUAAUAUCCAGACUGUUCAGUUUUCAAUUGUCUCAAAAAUGUCUUUUUACAGUUGGUUUAUUCAAAUCUGGAUUCAAACAAAAUCUAAGCAUUUCAUUUGAUUUGUAUGUUUGUCUUCUUAAAUCUGUCUUUUGAAAUCUGUAACAGUUCUCCCUUCUUUUUUUAAUAUUUUCUUUUUAAAUAUAUAACCGUUCUCCUUUCUAUACUUUUCACAUCAUUUAUUUGUUGAAGAGAGUGGGUCAUUUGUCUUAAAAGACUGCUUAAUAUUCUAGAUUUGGCUAAUUGUAUCACAAUGGUUUUAUUUAACAUCCUCUAUGCCCAAUAUUUCAUGCAAAAUGGUUGUUAGAUCUAGAAGCUUGAUUAUAUUCGGUUUCAGUGUCUUUGGGAGAAUACUUCUGAAGUGAGCUAUACAUUUUUGAUGAAUCAUAGGCUCAUAGGCUAACGAGGUAGAAAAACAAAGUUCUUGAGGCUCCAGUCAUUUUUCAGAUAAUAUUUUAUUUGGUGAUUGUCGGUUAAGAUUGAUUGAUUAAAAAAUUAUACAAAGAGAAAAGGGUGUUGACUUAUGACUUUUAAUUGAUGGAUUUCUCUGGUUUAUUGUAUACUUUCUUAUCACAGAACUACAUCAAGAUCGUUCUUCUCC
Molecule: messenger RNA, 4233 nt
Organism: Pan troglodytes (chimpanzee)
Lineage: Eukaryota; Metazoa; Chordata; Mammalia; Primates; Hominidae
Gene: PTPN22
Product: protein tyrosine phosphatase non-receptor type 22
Exons: 17
Coding region: 383-2551 (722 amino acids)
Biological process (GO): regulation of T cell receptor signaling pathway; T cell receptor signaling pathway; protein dephosphorylation
Cellular component (GO): cytoplasm; nucleus
Molecular function (GO): non-membrane spanning protein tyrosine phosphatase activity
Source: RefSeq, a predicted model, not a curated record